Thrips palmi is the source of this 938-nucleotide messenger RNA. Its product is annotated as lysine-specific demethylase 4D-like. The transcript is spliced from 3 exons. Gene Ontology annotation, cellular component: nucleus. Gene Ontology annotation, biological process: chromatin remodeling. Gene Ontology annotation, molecular function: histone H3K36 demethylase activity; histone H3K9 demethylase activity. The record is from RefSeq and is a predicted model, not a curated record. NCBI's taxonomy places the organism in Eukaryota, Metazoa, Arthropoda, Insecta, Thysanoptera, Thripidae. The coding region runs from base 167 to 736 and encodes 189 amino acids.
GGAUCUUCAACAACCAUGGUAACAGGAAAAAUAGAUUUUGUCAAAACCGGUCCUCACUAACUGUGCAUCGUACUUUGCAGUACUUUAUGGGGACUUCCUCGCCCGGGAGAAGGGAGAGAGGCCCAGCCAGAGGGAGGCAAAGAAAGUUCUUAGGGAUAAGAGGCCGAUGGUGGAGAAGGACAGUGGCUGUGGCUGUGCUAAUGACAGGGAAGCAUCACAAUUGGAUCUGCUGAAGGGCCAGUGUGGCGUUGUCUAUGGCAGUGGCAUUCUAGUGACAGGAACCACUCUUAGCAUGGCACCACAUUUUGGACUGUACGCUGUUGCUGCUACAUCCCUACUGAGAUACCUCCCUGCAAAGUUCGACGGGGUAACUGCGCCCAUGCUGUACUUUGGAAGCACAUACAGCUUCUUUCCUGCACAUGUAGAGGACAGCUCAUUGUUCUCGGUGAAUUACCUUCACUACGGUCAGCCAAAGGUUCGUUGUGCAGCCGUCAGCUGUGAGGACCCUGAGCUAUGCCCUAGGCUACGAGGCACGAGUAGUGGGCACAUUCCACGGAUAAUGCAAGAAUGUGUUGGGACACAAGUUAUACAGAGGGCUGGCGAGGCAGUUGUUGUGACUCCAAAUGCUGUGCAUUUCGGAUUCAACUCGGGGCACAACUGUGCAGAGGCCAUCAACUUUGCAAUAGAGUCAUGGAUUCCCUACGGGAUAGUGGCUGAGAUAUGCAACUGCUUGUGAGUACAGCAUAAUUAUGCCGCAUUUGGAACUGAUAAGUCCAUAGCCAUGCCUGUACCAACAUUGUCUGUUCUGCCAGGGGCCAGGAUGUUCACAUGGAUCUCGGAAGAGUUAUCCAGCUGUCAAGACCAGACCUGCUCCGAUCGUACAUUGAGGGCAGGAUGCCUUACGUCAAGGAUGACAGAGACUUUUAUGACUGCAUCGU